AUGGAUUUAGAAAAGAAAAAUAAAUUUUUUUUAUUUGAUGUUGAUGGAACAUUAACAUAUUCAAGAAAAGUAAUCCAUCAGAAGAUGGUUGACAUUUUAUUAGAACUUAAAUCAAAGGAAAAGUGUUCAAUAGGUGUAGUAGGAGGUUCUGAUUAUAAAAAGAUUUUAGAGCAAAUAAAAUAUCCAGAAAUUUUUGAUUACAUAUUUUCUGAAAAUGGAAUAGUAUCAUAUAAAAACAAUGAAAAAUGUUUCUCAGAAAGUAUAGUUAAUUUUUUAGGAGAAGACAAAUUAAAAAAGUUGAUAAACUAUUGUCUAAUAUACAUAGCUAAUUUAGAUAUACCAAAGAAAAGAGGAACAUUCAUAGAGUUAAGAAAUGGUAUAAUAAAUAUUAGCCCAAUAGGGAGAAAUUGUUCUCAAGAAGAAAGGGAAGAGUUUUCUGCUUUUAAUAUAGAGAAUGAUAUCAUUAAAAAUUUUCGUUUAAAUCUAAUGAAGGAAUUUGAAGGUUUUAAUUUGACUUUUUCUAUUGGUGGCCAAAUAUCUAUAGAUUGUUUUCCUACAGGAUGGGAUAAAAGAUUUUGUUUGAGGCAUAUUGAUAAAAAUUUCGGUGAAAUUUAUUUUUUUGGAGAUAGAACAGAAAAAGGUGGAAAUGAUUAUGAGAUAUAUAAUGAUAAAAGGGUUAAAGGAUAUUCAGUUAAAAAUCCAGAAGACACUAUGAGCAUUUUAAAGAAAAUAUUAAAUAUGUAA
Plasmodium relictum is the source of this 744-nucleotide messenger RNA. RefSeq names its product phosphomannomutase, putative (gene PMM). Gene Ontology annotation, biological process: GDP-mannose biosynthetic process; mannose metabolic process; protein N-linked glycosylation. Bases 1 to 744 code for a protein of 247 amino acids. Gene Ontology annotation, cellular component: cytosol. NCBI's taxonomy places the organism in Eukaryota, Apicomplexa, Aconoidasida, Haemosporida, Plasmodiidae. The transcript has 8 exons. The record is from RefSeq and is a predicted model, not a curated record. Gene Ontology annotation, molecular function: phosphomannomutase activity.